AUGCCGCCAAAGGGGCCGAAGGUUGCACCAAAGGCGGGGGGCGCGCGCAAGGGUCCCCCCGCCGCGAUGCUGGCGAAGCUGAAGCAACAUCUGGAGAAGCAGAAGGAGGAGGAGGAGCGCAGGCUAAAGGAGGCUGAGGAGGAGGAACGACGAUUGCGUGAGGAAGAGCGACUCGCGGAGGAGCAGCGGAAGUUUGAGUUGGCUGAACGCGCCCAGGAGAAGCAGCGCCGCAAGGAUGAGGAACGCCAGCUCCGCAAGGAUUCAAAAAAAGGCGUGAACAAUGGGGCGUUGGAGCGCAUGGCGGCAGCGGGGUUUAUCCUCCCUGAUGUUGACAAGAUACGUGAGGAGCAGCGGCAGGAGCGUGAUAAGCCGAAGCGGAAGCCGAUGCCAAGGCCAAAGGUGGCAGCCCCGAAGCGGGAGGAAGUCGUGCAAGCGUCUCCAGCAGCAGGGGUAGAAGAAACAGACGAAGAAGCGGAGCAGGAUGAGGAUGAUGGCGAGUUAACAGUGGCAACUGAGUCCGAGGAGGAGGUCGAUGAGGACGACUGGGAGGCACUGAUGGAGCGCGACGACCGCCGCGCUGCACGCCACACUGAAAACGAGCGUAUUCGUCUGGUGCGCGUUGAGCGAAUUGAGCACCAGAAAAAAGCGCGCGAGGAACGUGCCCGCACCCGCGCAGAGGCGGCAGCAGCAGAACGUGCAAAACAACACGUGCUUGAGAGUGUCGCCAGCCUUCGCUCUCCCAUCUGCUGUGUUCUUGGUCAUGUGGAUACGGGUAAAACCAGCCUAUUGGACCGCAUUCGCUCCACAAAUGUGCAGGGUGGCGAGGCGGGCGGUAUUACGCAGCAGAUUGGUGCCACAUUCUUCCCACGCGAGGCUCUUGUUGGCGCAACAGCGGAAAUUAACACUAAAUACAACCAUGAUUUGAACGUACCAGGGCUCUUGGUGAUUGAUACGCCCGGUCACGAGUCCUUUACUAACCUGCGAAGCCGCGGUAGCAGCCUGUGUGACAUUGCCAUCCUUGUGGUGGACAUUAUGCAUGGCCUGGAGCCCCAAACCCGCGAGUCCAUUCGUCUCUUGCGUCAGAAAAAAUGCCCCUUUAUCAUUGCCUUGAACAAGGUGGAUCGACUCUACUCCUGGAAAGCAAACGAAAACAUGGAUAUUGAACAAACACUCUCUAAACAGUCGGAGAGUGUUCGCAGCGAGUUUGAAACGCGCGUGAAUCAGGUGAAGCAGGAGAUGCAGGCAGAGGGCCUCAACUCGGAGUUGUACUACCGGAACAAAGACAUGCGGAAGGUGGUUUCUAUAGUUCCCACCUCCGCAAAGAGUGGUGAGGGUAUCUCGGACCUCCUCCUCCUGGAAAUUCAGCUUGUACAACAGUUUAUGGAGGGUAAGGUGACGUACAGGGAUGACCUACAGUGCACCAUACUUGAGGUGAAGCCUAUCACAGGGUACGGUGUGACCGUGGAUGCAAUCCUUAUCAAUGGUGUGCUGCACGAAGGUGACACAAUAUGCCUGUGUGGCCAAAAUGGCCCUAUUUUCACGCAGAUUCGAGCUUUGCUUACUCCACAGCCCUUAAGGGAACUGCGGGUGCGAGGAGAGUACAUCCAUCACAAGGAAAUGAAGGCAGCGAUGGGCAUUAAGAUUGCCGCCAAUGAGUUGGAGUUUGUUAUCCCAGGCACCCCUUUACUCGUACUACAUCCUGGCGAUGACAAGGAUAAAAUUGCGCAUGAAGUUAUGAAGGAUACCAAUAAGAUUACGGAUCAGCUAAGUCCUGACGGUAUUGGUGUGACAGUGCAGAGUUCGACGCUUGGCUCGUUGGAGGCAUUGCUGGCGUAUUUAAAGGAUAUGAAGAUUCCCGUCGCGAGUGCCUCUAUCGGUCCACUACACAAACGUCACAUGGUUCAACUGCUCUCCAUAAAGCGGAAGGCGCCGCGCUACGCGGUGGUGUUGGCAUUUGAUGUGCAAGUCUCUGAAGAUGCACGCGAGAUUGCAAAGAAGAACGACAUUGACAUCUUUGAGGCGAAAAUUAUUUACCAUCUCUUUGACAUGUUUACACGCUACGUUGCUGAGUACGAGAGCCGUGAAAAGGAACGGGCCCGUGUCAUUGCCGUCUUCCCAGUGCAGCUUACAAUCAUUGAUGAUGCCAUUCAUAAGUCGGACCCAAUCAUUCUUCCAGUGAAAGUUGAGCGCGGGCAGCUUCACCCCGGCACUCCCCUCGCGAUCAUGCGGGGCGAGACGCCACUGCUGAUCGGCCGUGUCAUGACCAUUGAGCGUGACAAUAAGAGCAUCCCCAUCGCCCGCAUGGGGCACGAGUGUGCGGUGAAGAUAAACUCGGGCGAGUCAGGCGUGGUGUACGAUCGCCAGUUUGAUAAAACAGACUCGGUGUUCUCGCUCAUCACACGACCCUCCGUGGAUGCGAUCAAAAAGUUCAAGGACGAACUCUCAGAAGACGAUAUCAAUCUCCUGGCGACGCUUAUAAAGGCGCUAAAGGUUCCACCUCGGUAA
Messenger RNA from Trypanosoma rangeli, 2505 nucleotides. RefSeq names its product putative translation initiation factor IF-2. Gene Ontology annotation, molecular function: GTPase activity; GTP binding; translation initiation factor activity. Bases 1 to 2505 code for a protein of 834 amino acids. The transcript has a single exon. NCBI's taxonomy places the organism in Eukaryota, Euglenozoa, Kinetoplastea, Trypanosomatida, Trypanosomatidae. The record is from RefSeq and is a predicted model, not a curated record.